UUUUUUCCCACAAUUAAAUAUUUUUUUUGGUUAAAGUGCAUCCUGUUUUUAGUAAAAUAAAUAAAUACAAAAAUAGUAAAAACGUUUAGAAAAAGCCAAAAAAGAAUUUAUUUAUUUAUUGUUAGACCCUUUAACUGGAAUUUGAGAAGAAGAAAAAAAAAGCUCCCCCCAAAUUCUUUUUUGUCUUUUUGUAGAAAUAAAUUUACCGACAAGCUUUCCCACUUUAACAUUUUUUACUUAAGUACUAUUAAUUUUGUUUGUAUUACUCAAAAAUUGUUUUUAAAAUAUAUAUACAUAAAGGGUUGGAAAAAAAUAUUUUUAUAUUUAAUAUAUUUUUUAAAAAUUACUUGUGUACUUUUAUAUAUUUUCUCUCUAAAUAUAUUUUUGUGUGUAUAUUUAUUUAUUCUCACUAUUUGCCAUAUUUUUGGGCAAUGUUUAUUUUUCUUUUUUCACCAUUUUCUGACAUCUUAGAAGGGUGGGCCAAUCCCUCAACUGGAAGUGUUGUUUUUGUGAAAGAGAUUGUUUGUGUGCUGUUUCUGUUUGCUGAAAAGCCAAACAAGGAGGUAAAAACUCUUUUCGUGUCCCCUCUUAUUUGUGUGUGUGUGUUCUGUCAUGCCAACGUUUUUGCGGUUUGCUUUGACGAAGCCCGGCUGUUUAUGUGUGUGUACAUAAUAUAUAUAAAUAUUUGCACUAAAAUUCACCUUUUAGAGAAAGUUUUGAGGUUUUCUUUACAAUUAAUUUAUUAUUUUGUUAUUCCGCACUUUUAAGAAAUAAAAGAAUAAAAAAGAAA
Molecule: messenger RNA, 790 nt
Organism: Meloidogyne enterolobii
Lineage: Eukaryota; Metazoa; Nematoda; Chromadorea; Rhabditida; Meloidogynidae
Source: the annotation of a GenBank genome assembly